AUGAAGCAGAAGGACGGAGACGACAGACAAACAAUCAAGAAGGUAGAAAUACAACAACGGGUCAGAAGCAGGAGGAAACAAGACGACAAAGUCGACAAAGAUAGAAUAAAGAACAUGAUAAAGGAGGAUAUUCCAGGAGAGAGAGGAGUACAAGGCAUGCAAACAGAGCUGAAGGCAGACCAACAGCGUUUAUGUCCCGAGACUGACGCAGUGGGCACGUCCCCCAAGCCAGGUGAAAAUCAUCUGCGUCAAGGGACAGAAGAAGGAGAUUUCACAACAGAAGCAGAUUGGAAACUGACGGAUCAGGACAUCUCGUUCAAGAGAAAGAGAGGAAAAGCGCACAAGGCCCACAGGAAAGAACCGCAACCCAGGAGUAGGUGUAGCCGAGAGACAAAAGGAGGCUCCUGGAAACGACACGACCAGAGACGAGCUAAUUACGUUAGGAACCGACAAACCACAACCAGAGGAGGAAGAGACCAUCAACCCCAAAAGAAUGCGGCAACCCACCGAACCCAAGGCCGAGAUAAGGAAAACCCCCCGAACCAAAAAGACGAAAUAAGAAGUGGAAGAGGAGCGGAAAAGAGAAAAAGAGAGCAAUCAAGGCAGAACAGAUUGCGCACAGAGCAAAACUCUGAGAAGACAAGUGAGGCGAGGGGCCAGAACAGAGGGACGCCCCUGAGGAAUAACGCAGGAGAGGCAAAAUUUAGAGUCCAAGAUGAACAGACAGCACUAAUACAGCCCACGUCCGACGGCAAUCGCACAGGAGGGGACAGCCACGUUGGGGCAAGAUUCAAGACCGAAGAGUAG
Messenger RNA from Plasmodium inui San Antonio 1, 807 nucleotides. RefSeq lists its product as hypothetical. The transcript is spliced from 3 exons. NCBI's taxonomy places the organism in Eukaryota, Apicomplexa, Aconoidasida, Haemosporida, Plasmodiidae. The record is from RefSeq and is a predicted model, not a curated record. The coding region runs from base 1 to 807 and encodes 268 amino acids.